This is a messenger RNA of Patiria miniata (bat star), 15467 nucleotides long. Its product is annotated as fibrocystin-L-like. The transcript has 67 exons. The coding region runs from base 422 to 14449 and encodes 4675 amino acids. NCBI's taxonomy places the organism in Eukaryota, Metazoa, Echinodermata, Asteroidea, Valvatida, Asterinidae. The record is from RefSeq and is a predicted model, not a curated record.
ACGCCCUCGCUGUCAACCCAUGUGAGAGUCACGGACUUGAAAGUACUCCCGAAUGCCCAACAACGCCACCACCGGUGAUGGUGCAUGAAGUGCCCAUGAUAUAAUCCUCAGAGCUUCAUAAUCAAGACGUACAACACGCAGUGAAAACACGCCGGACGACUGGCGUGUAGUUUUACGAUCGUAUUAUUUGCACAAGGUAUCAGCAGAGUGUCCUUCACCAGUUAUAUUACAUUAUUUACCCGGAGUGUAUAGUAUACCUUGUGUGCCAUCUUUUGGCUCACCCCCAGGGUUCGGAUGAUACAGAAUUUCUAGUGGGCCUGAGCCCUGGUAAUUCAGCCAACAUUGUAAUUCCUUAGAAGGCCUGUCCGACCGGGCUGGUCUUAGUGCAGAUCCGUGCCGUCACCUGUCCGAUUAACCGACCAUGGCGUCCAUAACGACGGCGUGGCUGCGGGUCAUCGCUUCGCUAACUCUUCUCGGAAUUGUAUGCGCAAACGAUUCAAAGGUAAACUCCAUCUCCCCCAAUGCUGGCAGCACGGCAGGAGGAACCCGUCUCACCAUAACCGGAACAGGGUUCAGCCCGGAUCCGUUCAGCUUCGGAGAUGGCAACGAGAAUAAGGGCAACCUGGUGUAUCUGCAGAACUCCUUCUUCUCCGUUGCCUGUGACGUCCUUGCUUACUACAGCAACAAGGAGAAAAUCGUUUGCGACACCAGGUCGUUGAAGGAAGAGGGGACGUUCUCGGUGUUCGUCAUUGUCGACGGGGUACAAGUGACCCGGUAUUGCAACAAGGAUUCGUGGUGUGAAUUUAAAUACCGAGACGACAACACGCCUGACAUUUCCUCGGUCACUCCAGGGAGCGGAGUUCCAGGCACACGAGUCGCCAUUCGUGGACGGAUCGUCACCGACGUCUACGACCCUUCUAAAGCCUUGGAGGAUGAAGACGACAAUUACGAAGGCAAAAGCCAGAUUCUCAGGAUCUACUGGGGUAAUUAUUUCUGUGAUCCCAUUGAUCCUGAAACAGAAGAAUUCUAUAACAUUGCUCUGGAUAGUACAGACUCGGAGUACGGAGUCAUCGAGUGUGUGCCAAAGGGAACAUUUAUUGCCUCACAAACUGUCAACUACCUCAUUUCUGAUCAAUACGGUCGUAGCGCGACCGAUAAAGGCAUCCUCAAAGUUAGUGGUCAGAAUGAAGUCUACCUCUUCCAAGCACAUGCCGAUGUACUGGAUGUCAGCCCUAAGCAAGGCAGCACGCAAGGUGGCACAGUACUGACCAUCACUGGGCGUUACUUUGAUGAACGGGACACUGUCGUGCUAGUUGGAGGUGUUCCUUGUGAGAUUUUCAACAUAAGCACUACAGAGAUCCUGUGCGUGACGGGAGCAGCCCCUCCAGCGCAGAGUGCCUACCCUGGUGGCAGGGGCAUGAAAUAUGAAGUCUGGACAGACACAGCUGUCGGUCUGGAUAAUGCCGUCUGGAAUACUAGCGCCGCAGACUACAAUUCUACUCAUGUCAUGGAGGCCAGCUCCACGCCAGAGAACGUCCUGGGCGAGGAAGAUAAUUUCAUCUCACGACUCGUCGGUUACUUUGUGCCACCUCGCAACGGGGAAUAUCAGUUCUUCGUACGAGGGGACGAUGUUGGGUCCCUGUGGCUAAGUACAGAUGGAUCUACAGAUAAUCUGACUGAGAUUGCUUAUAUGACUAGUUUUCAAGCAAACUGGCAUGCGAAAGAUAGCCAGGCUUCCGAGAAGAUUAAUCUCACUGGUGGUCAGAGCUACUACAUGGAGGCUCGUCACCGGGAGUACGGGGGUGACGAUUUCAUUCAGGUGGGCUUUGCCGCCUUUGACUCGCCCCUGAAUACCUUCAACACAUCGACCGCAACCAAUGAGAUCCAGGAUAUCACGACCACGUCCACUGUCCAUGAAGAGCUGCAGACUCUAACGAUUGAGGGAGGUUCUUACGAAACUCAGGAAGUUUAUGUUGAGCUGCCGUCGUGCCCAACCACCGUGGCAUUCAGCAAUGAGAGCGGUCAGUGUGACUUGUCUGGAGUCUACAGGUUGCAGUUUGAUGGCCAAACUACAGGUGACAUCAAUGUGACUGCAUCUGCUGCAGAAGUCGAGGCAGCAUUGAACCUCAUCCUGGACCCUGACACAGUUGGUGUAAAGAGGUCCAGCGAUGGCUACACAAAUACCUACACCGUUGAGUUCCACAUUGCCCAAGAAGGAAUUGCGUUAAUGACUGUGGAUCAGGAUGACCCCAACCUGGUUGUCAUGGUAACUCGGGUCAAGUCCUAUGUUCCCGUUGAGUUGAGUGAGUUUGCCCUCCUGUACGAUGGGAUAACCUCGGUGCCACUGUCUUCAAGCUCAACGGCUGAAGAGGUUCAAAACGCCCUCUUGGAGAUGUUCAGCGUCAAGUGUUCCACGUCCGGAAAGAUCCGGGGUUACUACGUGCAGGACUUUGAAGGGGAUUCCUUGGGCUGGAUCAAUGGGGAGGUCAUCAAUAACCAGGAGCCGUAUUGCGGCCGCUAUUUGGUCAAGAACCCAUACCACAUCUUCUAUGCCGGCAGGACUGUGGUACCCGGCAGCAGUCAAACGGUUGAGUCCUUCGAUGUCAGGCAGCAUGAUCAGCUGUGUUUUGGUCACCGAGGAGGCAUACAGAACUAUAUCCAGGUGCUCAUCCACUGGAUAGACCAGGAGUUCAACGAUCGUAAAAAUUGGCAAUCCCUCACUGACAGCAAUCUGCAAUCCUCAGAGAGCUGGACAUACACCUGUCUGGAUAUUGGCACCUUGGUUCAGUCUUCCUGGGUCUACGGCCAACAUUUGAGUGGAACUGCCCUGAGGUUCGAGCGCAUUAGAGUGCGCGCGGUGGAGGGACAAGAUUUGUUCCUCGACAAUCUGUACAUCGGAAGCAGCAUCCCACAAUAUGUGCGUGAGCAGCGCGCUGCCAGCCCUAACGGUGUAUUUGUGUUGGACGCGUCCGUCACCAAGACUCACUUCAGCUUCGACAUCACCCUGACGCCGUCCAACUGCGGCUACGACUUCCCGCUGCUGGAAAUCAAGGACGCCAACGUCACCGCCAACGGCAGUGAGGUGGCGUGGUACUGGACGGAGACCUGGCCUGCAGACACCAUGAUCUCUGUCCAGCGGCAGGUGGCGGCUACACCGCCCAUUGGCGGGACGUUCGAGAUUGAGUUGUACGGCGUGAAUUUCAAACUUCCAGCCCUGGCCACGGCCGACCAGCUGAAGGAGGCCCUCCAAGCCAACCUGGACAUCGGCUCCUUGGAAGUCUUCAGAGAAGGCAGCUGCUCGGGUUACUCCUGGGAGGUGGAAUGGUUGUCCAAGGGAGGCAGCCAACCCCUUAUGAAGGUGAAUGGUAGCGAACUGACAGGUGUGGAGGUUAGCGUCGGUGCUCACCGGGUGGAGGAGGGACACGUGUUCUUUGGUCCCAUCCCUGGCGAGUUCCUGAGAGUUGCUCAUCCCGAACCACAGGUGGAGGUCAUUGUGAAUACGAUCCCGUCCAGCUGCUCUGAAGGCCAGUGCUCCUUCCAGUACAGCGACGACGUCACGCCGAAAAUCAUGAGCUCAACUCCAGCAAACGGCUCCGCCUACCACAGCACUGUCCUGACUCUGAGCGGUUCCGGGUUCAGCACCAACGCCGGUGAGAACAACGUCACCAUCGGCGGUGUCAUCUGUGACGUCACCUCCUUCAACGAGACAUCGGUGUCCUGCUCUGUCGGGCAGGCAGCAGCCGGCCUGUACAACGUCAGCCUGAAGGUGGAUGGCCGCGGUGACUCUGAUUAUCCAAAUGGACCAAUCACGUUCAAGUAUGAACUAGGAGUAACCAAUAUCACCCCAACAGCUGGUAGCACCGCAGGCGGUACCAGGGUAACCAUUGCAGGAUACGGCUUCAGUGAGGAAUUGGAAAACACUGCUGUAUUGUUUGGUUCGCAGACCUGCGUAAUCGACACGAUCGCUUAUGACGAGAUCCAGUGUGUCAUUGCCAUGGACACUCAGGAGUCCAGACGUAAGCGUCGCUCUACUCUGGAGGUGGACCUGAUCAUCGUGGUGAACAGCCAGACUUUCACCGAGCAGGAUAUCUUCACCUUUGAUUCAUCCCUGACCCCAACAAUCGUUGGGAUCAGUCCCAAUGUGUCUAGUGUGCAAGGAGGGGGUGUUCUUGUCAUCUCUGGCAGCGGCUUUGGAAGCAGCGGCGCCUCAGUAGCGAUCGACGAGGUGGACUGUGCAAUCAUUAGCCAGGCGGACACUGAGAUCAGCUGCACAAUCCCUGAACACGCACCGGGAACCUUCCAGGUCAUCCUGGAGGUAUCUGGCCAAGGGUUUGCCGAAGCCAACGGCAUGAAAUUCAAGUAUGAGCUAGAUGUAACGGGGAUGUUCCCCGACCGCGGUUCUGUUCAAGGCGACACCGUGGUGACUAUCACCGGUGUGGGCUUUGGCAGUAACGCCAGCGACGUCUCGGUCAGUAUGGGCGGCGUAGAGUGCGCGGUGGACUCGGUGGCCAACGACAGUAUCCAGUGUGUGACGACCACUUCAGAGACCACUCAUUAUGUGGACAACUCCGGCAAGCACCAGUUGUACGGUGUGGGCUACAAGUGGGACCCCCAGGUUCUGUACAUCACGGCCGGUGACGUCGUGGUGUGGCAGUGGGCCGUGCAGCAGCAGGUGACGGGUAUCGGAUACGCCAUCAUGCAGACGGCCGAUGCUGAUGCUGUCAUGUACGAUGGACAGGGAUUCUACAGUGGUGCCCGGUCCUCAAACGGUGCUUUUGCUUAUAAGUUCUCCACCCCCGGCACAUACUUCUACUCCAGCGGUCCGGUGGAUGAAGACGGGACGCUGUUCAUGAAGGGAACGGUCAAAGUCAACGAGCCUACCGCUACGUCAAACAAACUGUUGGUUACAGUAGCCGGGUACGACGCCCUGCACGACACUGAUUCAGGUGUGACCGAACCAGUUAGUUCAGACAGUUGUCCGGGAAGUGACACGGCUAUCCCAUCAUGCACCGUGCCCCCUGCAGAGCAACCAGACGAUUCCAGUUUCUACUAUUCCUACUGGGCUUGCAGCACGCCCAUUGUUGAUGACUUCAGUCCAAAAGUGGGCACCCCAGACCAGAUCAUCAACAUCACUGGAGUGGGCUUCAGCAACACACUGUGCGAGAAUGAGAUCUCAUUUGGUGGCUACUCCUGCGUUCCCCAGUCAGCCUCCAAUGUCUCCUUGACCUGCCUAGUGGACACAGCAAGCAGCAUGCCGGUUGGUGAGCCUCUUGCCAUCUCACUGGUUGUCAAGAACCUGGGCUUGGCGCUGAUCCAAGUCCCGACACCAGCCGACCUCGGAUUCACCCUCAAGCCACAGAUUGACGCGCUCUCCGUGCAGAGUGGGGCGAUUACGGGCGGCACAGAGAUCGUCAUUUCUGGAGACGGUUUUUCAUCUGGCGACAUAGCGGUGUGGAUCGGGAACAGCGGUUGCGUGGUCCAAACGGUUGCCUACACGCAGGUGGUGUGCGUGACGACCGCCGGCAAUGCGGGCAGCGCCGAGUUGCAGCUUGAGAUUAACUCCCAGUGGGCUAGCUGCAACGGCGACUGCAGCUUUGAGUUCUCCGAGGCCAUGACGCCCCUCGUUGACGCCAUCUCCCCGACCACCGUCUCCGGUGCCAGCACCUCCAUCCAGAUCUUUGGCUACGGAUUCAUCAACGAAACAUCGGACAUCACCGUCACGAUUGGCGGGGUCGCGUGUGUCGUCACUGCAGCCCACGAUGAAGAGAUUGAAUGCGAUGUCGGGUACGUGCCCGUCGGCGACCAAGAAAUGGUCGUCAACAUCGCCGGCAAAGGUGAUGCGUUCUUCAACACCAGCAACAUCAUCAACAGUGCCAUGGUCAUCGAUAGCAUCAGUCCCACUUCCGGAAGCACCGAAGGUGGCCAGACCGUCACAAUCCUCGGCAGCGGUUUCGUGGACGGGAGCACCACAGUUGACAUCGACGGCGCAAACUGUGCCGUUCAGAGUGUGUCUCUCUAUGAGAUCACCUGCGUGACCUCUGCCCAUGCGGCAGGUAUUGUUGACCUCGUGGUGACCUCACAGGGUGAAGCCUAUCCUGCCGUCAAUUACGAAUACUCGGCUUCUGAAACGCCAACGAUUAGUUCAGUCUCUCCUGGCUCAGGUGUUACUGGCAACAGCAUCACAAUCAGCGGCUCCAGUUUCAGCACCACCACGUCCGACGUUAGCGUCUUCAUUGACGGCGUGCUCUGCACUGUCAGCAGCGCGGCCGUUGAUUCUAUCAGCUGCACCCUGGGACCCCACUCAGCCGGUACAUACACCGUGGUGGUUAACAUCGAGGGCAAGGGCCUGUCGGGAAGCGACACCAUGUUUGAGUACGAGCUGACUGUGUCGUCCGUAAGCCCUAUAGAAGGGAGUUUUGGUGGUGGUCGUAUCCUGUCCAUCGACGGCGCUGGUUUUGAUGAGACAGCCGUUGUCAUGGUGUGCAACAAUUCCUGUCCACUCGGCAACUCCACGUCCUCCUUGAUCGAGUGCGAGGUCCCUGCCAAUUCAGGUAGCGGCGAAGUCGUUUGCGACGUCACAGUCACCCUGGACAGUGGGGCCACUUUUACCGAAUCAGAUGCCUUCACCUACAAGACUAGCCUGACGCCGGUCAUAGACUCUGUGGAGCCACGGCGUGGGGGCACAGCAGGUGGAACGACCCUCAACAUCACUGGAUCUGGAUUCGAGUCAUCUGGUAACGUUGUAACAAUCGGAGGGUCAGCCUGCACCGUCCAAUCAGAAUCCACCACCGAGAUCAUCUGUGAGACCGGGGCUCACAGCCCGCCGGAGAUGACCAAAGUCCGAGUUGAGGUCGGAAGCAACGGUAUCGCGACCCAGGACAAUGCCGAUUUCUACUACAUUGAUGUGUGGUCCUCUCGCUACACCUGGGGUAACCAAGACCCGCCAAUAGCGGGCGACUUUGUCAUCGUCCCGGCCGGCCAAACCCUGCUCCUAGAUGUCACCACCCCCAUCCUGAAGAUGCUUCUCAUCCAAGGUGGUCAGGUCAUCUUCGAUGAGGCCGACAUUGAGCUCCACGCCGAGAACAUCCUGAUCGUCGACGGCGGCCUUUUGCAGGUGGGCACAGAGGAAGAACCCUUCCAGCAUGAAGCCACCAUCAUGAUGCACGGCCACGUCCGCUCCCAAGAACUGCCGCUGUUUGGCGCUAAGACCCUGGCUGUCCGGAAUGGGACCCUGGACCUGCACGGCAAGCCGGUACCCAUCACAUGGACACGUCUGGCCCAGACAUCGGCUGCAGGAGCUACCCGGAUGGUCCUGGAGCAGUCAGUCACCUGGAAGGCCGGGGAUCAGAUCGUCAUCGCGUCCACGGGGCAUCGGCACAGCCAAAUCCAGAACGAGUUCCUCACAAUAACAGCUGUUUCCGUGGACGGAACCGUCUUGGACUUUGAGCCCGCACUGGAGUACGAACACUACGGCUUCACCCAAGUCGUUGAGGGCGUUGUGCUGGAAAUGCGCGCCGAGGUCGGGAUGUUGACCCGAAACGUCAAAUUCAGGGGAUCAGUCCAAGAUGAAUGGACGGAGACCAUCGAGGCCUGCCCACAUGAGUUUGACACAAAUCAAUUUGCUACUCAGACCUGCUUCCUGGGCCGUUUUGGUGAGGAAACGGGAAGCGACCAGUUUGGCGCCCAGAUGAUGCUGUUUGCCAGGUACCAGGAUGAACAACUGGUCACCGGUCGCAUUGAGUAUGUGGAGGUCACCCAUGCAGGUCAAGCUUUCCGCCUUGGCCGCUACCCGAUCCACUUCCAUCUCAACGGCGACGUGUCGGGAUCCUACGUGCGCGGUUGCGGCAUCCACCACACCUUCAAUCGCGCGGUCACCAUCCACGCUGUACAUAAUCUCCUUGUGGAGCACAACGUGGCCUACAACAUCAUGGGCCAUGCCUACUUCUUGGAGGAUGGCAUUGAGACAGGCAACAUCAUCCAGUACAACCUGGGUGUCUUCGUCCGUUCCAGCAGCAGCUUGCUGAACGUAGACAUCACUCCGGCCACCUACUGGGUCACCAACCCUGACAACAUCAUCAGGCACAAUGCGGCAGCCGGAGGCUCACAUUUCGGCUUCUGGUACAACAUGCCCACCCACCCUGCCGGUCCGUCGUUCACUUCGUCCAUCUGUCCCCGCAACGUCCCACUGGGAGAGUUCCGGAACAACUCGGCUCACGCAUUUGGCUGGUACGGCAUCUGGAUCUUCCCGACCUACCACCCUAAAGUGGGCGGGGGCUGCAAUGCCUGGGAGGAUGAACCGGCCAAGUACUACAGCCUGUACGCCUGGGAGGUAGAGCGUGGCGCAGAAGCAGUUCAAGUCGGUGCCAUCCAGUUCCACGACUUCGUGAUCUCGGAUGCGGACAAGGCUGGAGUGGAGUACCAGACUAUCAGUGCCCCUUGGGGUGACUCCCUAGUGAAGGACCUGACAGUGAUAGCGUACAGCAACAUAUCCGAGGCCAACAAAGCCAGUGAGUGUACGCAGGCAGGCAUCCACGCCCCUAAAGGGGACGGCCUGACCGUAGAUGGCACCAAAUUCAUCAACUUUGACCAGUCCCGCUGCGCUGCCUUCCGAGCCUGUGCCCACUGCAAGGUGGACCAGGGGGGCUUCUCGUUCCGCACCCAGGGGCUGGAGUUUGUUAACUCUCCAAACAAAGUGGCCUUCCAGUGGCAGCAUGAGUGUUGGAUCGAUGACUUGGAUGGGACUUUCAGCGGAACAGCAAAUUACAUAGUCCUCCCGAAAAACCCCAACCUUCCCCCUGACCACUGCAGCCAGGAAGCCACCUACAGUCUUGGCUUUCCAGGCUCUCACUGCGACACAACGAUCCGUCUCCAUCGAUUCUCCUUCAACAACCCUCUGCCUUCCUCUCUGCUGUACAAGAACACCCUGUUCACCAACGAGCAUGGCACUAGCAGCAUCCCCUACCACAAGAAGCGUCUCACACACCCCAUGGGAUGGAUGAUCACCCUUAUCGAAGGCGACAACUACAACAUGAUCUUUGAAAAUGUGGAUCAUGUCACCAACAUCUCCUACACUGGGACCUUCUACAACUUUGACGAUGGUGACUUUGUGUUGAUCAACCACAACUUUACGCAGAGGCCUGAUAAGUUUGCAACGAUUGGCGUCAUAAAGAACAGCACUGAGAGUGUACCGACGUAUGCCGCAGACGACAAUGGAGACUGGCACUUUGACAAUGACACCAGGAUACUUAGCUACAUUGUGUCGGGCAAGGGCGAGUCUGAACCUGUCAACCGUAACGUUGACCUGGACGUCUACCAGUGCUUCUACAAGGAUUGCCUGCGGCCGGUGCCUGAGAUCCCCGAACCACCCCCUGCAGGCCGACCGCUGGACGCCCGCUUGUGGUCUGACACCGCGUCCUGGGAUGACGUCGAGGCAGGCUGGAGCGGGGCCUUGAACGGAACAGUCAACAACGUCAUGAUCAUGCCUUCGAUCUGGAUGGUCGCGGACGUCCAGCUCCCUGUCAUGAACAAGCUCUUCAUCUAUGGUGGCCUGGAAAUCGAGGACAGUCAAGACAACAAGAUAGAGGCCACCUACAUCCUAAUCCAGGGAGGCCGCUUGGUCAUCGGAUUCAGCGAGUCUAAUCCCUUCCAGCAUGACAUGAAGAUCCUGCUGAACGGACACCACUUCACACCCGACCAGCCCCUGCCCAAUGGGCCCAACCUGGGCUCCAAAGCUCUGGGUGUAUUUGGUGGUCUGGACAUCCACGGCAAGAACCACAGCGUUUACUGGACCCAGCUAUUGAUCACCGUCAACCCAGGUGACAAUACCCUGACCGUCAGGGAUCAGACAGACUGGCAGGUAGGGGACGAGAUUGUGGUGGCCACUACCUCCUACGAAGCCUGGCAGACGGAGACCUUUGUGAUUGAAGCUGUCACCGAUCCCUCUACCUUCCAGAUCAACGGGAGCUUUGCCUACAAGCAUCUGGCUGACUACAAUUCAGACUACGUCAUUGCAGCCGAGGUGGGUCUCCUGACUCGUAACAUCAAGAUUGAAGGCAACGACUACGCUGAUCUCUUUGAAGAGUCCUACGGAGCUCGCGUCCUGGUUGGACGAUUCUUCCAGGAUGGCGUCCAGUACAAAGGAUAUGCCCGUAUCUCCAAUGUUGAGUUCUUCCACUCGGGCCAAGAAGGUUGGUCAGAUUUCUUCGACCCCCGCUACUCGCUGGCCUUCCUGGAUGUGGGCGAGAUCACCGAUGACGCGCCCUCCUCCGUCUGGGGCUGCAGCUUCCAUAACGGCUUCAGUCCGGCCAUUGGCGUGUUCGGGACCGACGGGCUGGUCAUCGAGGACAACGUGAUCCAUCACACCGUCGGAUCAGCCAUCAUUGUUCGGGACAACAACCAACAGCUCAUUCACAACCUGGUGACUCUGGUUGUCUUCCCUGGCACCUACCAGAACCGUUUUGAGAAAGAGAACCUGGAGUGGAAUGCAGGCAUUGAGGUGGACAGCGCCGGCAAGGUCCUGCUGGUCAACAACACUGUGGCCGGAUCAGAGAGGGUGGCCUUCAGUGUCAAGGGGGAGGCUUGCUUUGACCCGCCCAACCCCCUGACGGACUGGUACGGCAACGUGGGCCACUCCACCCUGCAUGGCGUUCACGUCUUCCUAUCCCCGAUCCUGCCCUGCACCAAGAUCGCCAACUUCCUGAUCUACAAGAGCUGGGACUUUGGAAUCUACCACCAGAGCGCAGCCAGACUUUUGAUAACGGACGUGACAUUGGUCGACAACAAGAUUGCCAUAAUGCCCCUCGUCUUCAGCCCUGCGGCCUUGUCCCACGUCACCUCCGACAAGUUUGUCAGGGUUCAGAACUCGGUGAUUGUUGGAGUCAGCGACUCAUUCGACUGCACUAAUGAUGAUGUAGAGCCCGAGAAUGCUAGACAGAGCCGUAAACAGCGAGGCCCUCGUGCUCCCGGAGGGGGCCAUGUAGGCAUGUGCUGGUCCGUCUUUGCCUCUGGAAGCAAUGGAGCUCCUUUCUUCCCCUUUCAUACCGUCAUGAGCUACCCCAUGAUCAACGGGGUCAGUCAGCUGCAAAAUGUUCAUUUCCGUGGGUUUGGUGAGCACUGUGGCCGAACGGACGCCAUGAUAAUGACCAACCCAAAGUCCGAAGAUGCUUCCCACCCAAUGGAAUUAUCUGGAAUCACCAUGACCGACGUCGCAGAGGCACAGAAAGUAUUUAUCAACCGUCCAAAUGUUGGGUCUGUGAACCCGUCGGACUGCGUGGACAUGGACUGCGACGGCAUGAAGAAGGCCAUGAUUCGUGACCUGGACGGCACCUUCCUGGGCACGCCGGGCACCCUCAUCCCUCAGUCCGAGUUUGAGUGGGACGGUGACCCACGGCGCGGCCUGGGUGACUACCGUAUCCCCAGAACGAUGCUGACCAGGACCGAUGGAUCUAGAAUCCCCGUGGAAGACAAGGCCCCAAAUAAGGGUAUCUAUCGUGGCACCAGUGAUGAGUGCGAGUGGAAGAGCUCGUGGCAGGCCUAUGAGUGCCACGGCAUCGAGCACAGGAUGCUGGUAGUGGAGAGCAUGGAUGGCGACACGGAAGUCCGCCGCCUGACGCCGCUGGCUAUGUACACCGACGGCUUUGUGGACUUGAUCAACGGGCCGCAGGAUAAUGGCUGGUGCCUUGGAUACACGUGUCAGGAGCGCAUCAGCACACUGUACACCAUUGUGGCCACAGGCAAGGACUACGAGGUGUACUUCACUAGCACCAACCCCCAGGUUCUUCGCUUCCAUCUGCUGAACUCGGACGAGAGUCAGGCCGUCGUGCUCGGCGUCUGGUACGCCAACCCGCAGCGACUGGACGUCUACUACAAGGACCAAUAUGUGACUCCCACCAACGCCGAUUACAGCACUGGUGAGUUCACCUGGAAGGCCAAGGACCCGUCCCUGCCUGCCGACCAGUACAACCCCUCGGUCAGCUCCAACGUUCACGGCGAGAACUACUUCGAGAGGGACACCCAGACGCUGUGGCUCCUGAUCAAGGGCUCCGAGCCGGUGGAGAUCCGCACCACGGCCGUCAUCAUGGUAACGUUCGGCGUGCCCGCGGUCGGGGUGAACGACUUCUACGAGGACGCCAAUCUGGUGAUCAACCUGGCGGCCUUACUGAACGUGGACAAGUCGCAGAUCCGCGUGGUGGAUGUGGUCAGCGAGUCGUCGCGUCGCCGGCGUCGCGCCGUGAGUGGAGAGGCGGAGGUGACUGUGGAGAUCGGCCCGCCGCCGGAGAUGACGGUAGAGUCGCCAGGGUCGGAUACAACCAAUCAGACUAGCUCUAAUGCGACCACGCCUGCCCCAGCAACAUCAGCACCCAGCAGCUCCUUGGACUUUGAACAGCUGGUGCAGAUCCAGGAGGUUCUCGUCGACACGCUGCAGUCCGGUGACCUCGGUGAUGCCCUGAACAUCACCGUUACCUCCAUGGUGAUGACUGACCCCGUGGCUGAGGUCGUUGACCCGACUGGUGGCGUGCGUGCCACCAACGAGACGGGCGGAAGCAGCAACGGAACCAAGACGUAUGACGAGUUACAAAGGGAAGAAGAGGAAGCAGAGAAUGCCAACUUGGAGGUAGAGAUCGAGUACCGCACCCCGACUGGCCUGGUGCUCCACUUCCAGCCUGACGGAGCCAGAGAGGGGGCUGUCCUGACCCAGCAGCCGGCAGUGUAUGCCGUGGAUGCCCUGGGUAACAGACUCCCGCGGCUCGGAGCUCCGUCAAGCCCCUGGCAGCUGACGGUAUCGAUCAACCCAUCGACCCCCAACGCCAACACCGUCCAGCUCACGGGCAACCUGACGGUGCCGUUUGACGGCAGCUUUGCCAACUUCACCGAUCUGACCAUCGCGGCCCAGACCACCGGUGUCAUCCUGGACUUCCGCAUCACCUCGCCCAACACCUCCAGCCUCGCUGUCACCGCCGAGCCGUUCGACGUGGCCGUCAGGCCGUAUUACCUUGCCGCCGUGACUGUACCUGACUCGACUAACAUGAACACCGCAUUUGACGUGAUCAUCGAAUUGAGGGAUGAAAUCACCAUGGCUCUUCCGCAGAACUUGUCUGCUAAGGGUCUCGAGUGGCACGCCUUGAUUGCCCUCAACAUGCCCACCAACUACAAGGGUCAACUGCUGGGUCAGCUGGAGACGACCUUCGACCUUGCGACCUCCCAGGCCCGCUUCACCAACCUGUCCAUCAACGCGGCCGGAGUCAGCUACAUACUAGCGGUCAGCGUGUUGACCCUUCCCUCCAGCUCCUAUGAGCUCGGACUGACCCUCGACCCCUUCGACGUAGUGGACCCGAGCACGGUCAACGUGACGGGACCGACGCAGCGGAUGGUGUUGCGCUUCCAGGUUGACUACGACGUGGUGGCCGCUGGUAAAGAGGACCUGCUGGAGAUCAACUUCCUGAACUACAUCAACGGCAAAUACAACGGCGUUGCCAUCAGCAACGUUUUGAUCGAGAGGGGGUCUGUCCUGAUCUCCUUUGACAUGCAAGGCGACGUGGACACGGCCGUGGAGGAGCUGUGGACCGACGUCCAGGGAGGGCACUUCAGCUUGGAGUUUGAUGGCCGCACCUUGGAGGCUGAGUCCUACCUGCUGGUGGACGGCGAUGAGUACGGCGUACCAACAACAUCGGAACCGCCUGCAGGCUUCCCCAUCUGGGCUAUUGCUGUGAUUGUUGUCAUUGUCUUGGUGAUACUUCUCCUCAUCGCUCUAGUUGUUGUCAAGCUUUGCUGCAAACGAGGCAAGAAGACAGGUAUGAUCGAGGAGGCACCACUGACCCAAGAGAACUUCAAGUUGAAGGAGUUUGCCAGCUCCGGCUCCCUCAACAAUCCCCUGCUGAAGGUGAACGAUGAACCGGAUGCAUUGUCGUUUGAUCGCAAGGGCACCGAUUCUCCCAACACACCCAGACGCACCCCGGAGGUACAGGUGACCGCCCUGCCGCCUGGCUUCAACGAGGCCACUGGACAGGAAGAACGAUUGCUGGAAGACCGGGUCAAGAUGAUGAUCAUGGUCAAGAACGCCGACGGCACCUUCCAGAAGCUCGGAGCGGUCCAGGCCAACAAGGUGGGCACAGCCCGGGCCCUGCGGGAGGACGUCAAGCGCGUCCUGCCAGGCAAGAUGAAGGACAAGAAGUUCAUCCUGCUGGACGAGACCCUGAAGGACAUCGACGGGGCCAAGGAGAAGAAGGCCAUGUUGUCUGAGAUCUACCGCUCUGACUGCGUGCUCAUGCGCUGGGUCAAAGAACAGGAUGUGGCCAAGCUGUGCGUGUGCGGUCUGGUGGGUCAGUUUGAGUGUUCCCUGUGUCGUCAGCAGACCUACUGCAGCCCACAGUGCCAGUCCACGGACUGGGUCCGUCAUAGCAUGCAGUGUUCAAGCUACGCCGUGGCAUCGGUCGACAACCCACGCCUGUAGAGACGAUCUCGCACAUCCCCGACAUGAUCUUGCAUUCCAUUUUGUUUUGUUUGUUUUGCUUUGUUUUAGAAUCCAUCCAGACCAACACCUUGAUUCAGAGUAUUAUUUUUGUCGUAGAUAGUUUAAAGAUCAAGUACUUUCAGAAAUGCACAAACAAGUUUAAAAAAUAUAUCUAAGACAAGAAGUAGUUUUCAAACUCCAUCCAGAUAUAGCUACACCUUGAUUUUAAUUACUAUUUGUGAUAAUUAUUUGUGAUAGAUUUAUACUAUACUGAAAAUGUUUAGAUAAUGAGUGUGAAAAUAAUUAUUAAAACAAUCUAAGGCUAACUUGAUUUGGUGAUGAGUUUUUUUUUUUACCCAGUUUCAUUUUGAGAUUGUUAAGUUAAUGUUGUAGAUUAUAGUACUUUAAGUUGUUUAAUUUUGUUUGAGUUGAAUUAAUAUAAGAACAGAUUUCAUAUACUUGUGAUAAUGUUUUGUAUAUCGUUACAGAAGCAAUACUGAGCCUGGCUUUCUGCAAAAGAUACACAAAUGCAAAGGAAAGUUAUUUUUUGUAAUUCAUAAAAAAGUACGUUCCUCAGAACUGGAAUAGAAGAGUAAGAAAAGUUCAAGUGAAAAAAAGUAGUCCACAAAAUUUCAUGUAGAGUUUAGGGUGAAAUCUAUUGUUUUCCAGUUAUUUGUUAAAAUGUUGCUGGAUAAAGCAUUGCUUUCUGUAUUUUGAAAGAAAAAAAUUACUGCUGAUUAUUUCCUUUUUUUUUACAGUGUAAAUUUUCUUCUAUGGGAUAUUUGUAUAAUGCUUCUGUGAGAUUUUCCUACUUUGCUACUGUAAAUUGAGGUUUUAAAGAAUCUUCUGUAAAUUUCGGUGUUUGUGCCUUUUUUAAUUUUAAAAGCGAAGGCAUGCAUAUUGUAUGUUGAUCACAAAAACUGGUUAAAAGAUAUUGUCUGUUUUUUUAGGCAAUACAAAUUGUUCCUGAUUUUGUUUUUGUUGGCGAGCUCGUGGUUGAAAUCUAACAUGGAGUGCC